Messenger RNA from Trichoderma gamsii, 750 nucleotides. RefSeq names its product O-methyltransferase. The coding region runs from base 1 to 750 and encodes 249 amino acids. The transcript is spliced from 2 exons. Gene Ontology annotation, molecular function: O-methyltransferase activity; S-adenosylmethionine-dependent methyltransferase activity. Lineage: Eukaryota; Fungi; Ascomycota; Sordariomycetes; Hypocreales; Hypocreaceae. The record is from RefSeq and is a predicted model, not a curated record.
AUGUCCAAAAAGACGACUUCUGCGGCUCUGUUUCCCAACGCCAAGGUGGCCGCUGAAGUAACGACAUACUCAGCGUCGAGUUCAACUGCAUUGCCAAAACACCUCGUGGACUAUCACGCGUGGGUGGAUGAGAACCGUCCGCAGGAUGCGGCUUACAUGAUUUCAAAUCUGCAGGCACAGAGUCUCAUCUUCUUUGCAAGAGCUUUCGGUGCUAAGCGAGUUCUCGAAAUCGGCUCCUACGUUGGCUACUCUGCGCUCGUGUGGGCGCAUGCCCUUGGCGAAGAUGGCAAAGUGACCGGCCUUGAGUUCUCAGAGGAAUACGCAAAGAUUGCCAAUGCCACUUUUGAGAAGCAUGGGGUGAAGAAUGUGGAAAUCAUCGUAGGGGAUGCGCUCCAAACGUUAUCAGCUCUGAAUCCUGAGGAGCCGUAUGAUUUGAUCUUCAUUGAUGCCCAGAAAUCAGGCUAUCCAAGUUAUCUCAGGGAUAUUCUGGCUGGAUCUCAGCCUGGUUCAACUAAUCGGCUCCUUCGUCCAGGCGGCUUCAUCGUUGCUGACAAUGUCCUUCGACGUGGACUGGUUGCCGAUGGGAGCGAGGAUAAUCCGAACUGGCAACUACAACGACAUGUCGUGCACGCGGAAGAGGAUCUUGUUGCUCUCCGUGAAUUCAACAAGGCCUUGGCAACCCAUGAACGGCUGGAGGCGCUCCUGCUGCCGGUGUUUGAUGGUGUCGGUUUUGCGAGGCUACUCGAUUAA